Drosophila takahashii is the source of this 1428-nucleotide messenger RNA. RefSeq names its product Serine Protease Immune Response Integrator (gene spirit). Lineage: Eukaryota; Metazoa; Arthropoda; Insecta; Diptera; Drosophilidae. The record is from RefSeq and is a predicted model, not a curated record. Gene Ontology annotation, molecular function: serine-type endopeptidase activity. Gene Ontology annotation, biological process: proteolysis.
UCGCUGACCCCCACUGCAGUCCGCAUCGUGCGCUGAUCAAGAACGGAAGAUGAGUAGUCGGAGUCCCAUUUCCACAUCCACCUGCGUGUGCCUGCAGCUCCUGGUGCUGCUUCCGCUGCUGGCAGUUGAGGCAACACCGGCCAUAAGUCCGCAGUCGCAGCGCGGCAUCAUCUUUCCCAAGGAUUCCUUCGAUGAGUGCUACCUGGACGAGUUCCGUAGGACGAAGGGCAGUUGCCGGCGCAUGGAGGACUGUCCCAGCGCUUUAAAGGGAUGGCUAGAUAGACGCGAAUCGCCCAAGACCUGCUACUUUGUGCGAUUCGAUCACUUUGUGUGCUGCAAGCCAGAGGAUCCGAUUGCCACCGAGGUGCCGCCCACGCUGCCACCCACCCGCAAUCCCUUCGUAGCACCACUGGUCGUACGAUCCAGUCUGCAGGCCUGCUACGACUUGAACAAUGUCAAGAAGAUCAACGAGAACGACUUGACCUUCGUGGUCUCGGUUGUGGGCGGCAUGCCCACCCGUCCGCGGGAAUUCCCCUUCAUGGCGGCGCUCGGCUGGCGCUCCAACUUCGAUCAGCGGAUAUAUUAUCGAUGCGGCGGCGCCCUGAUCGCCAACAACUUUGUUCUGACGGCGGCCCACUGUGCCGACUUGGGCGGUGAGCCGCCCAGCCAGGUUCGCCUCGGUGGCGACAAUCUGACCCUGGCCGAGGGCGAGGAUCUGCUCAUCCGCCGGGUGAUCGUCCAUCCGGAAUACGAUGCCACCACCGCCUACAACGACAUUGCGCUGCUGGAGCUGGAAACGGCGGCCAAGCCGGAACUGAAGCCCACCUGCAUUUGGGCCGAAAAGGAGGUGGCCAACUCGCUGGUCACGGCCAUUGGCUAUGGCCAGACCAGCUUCGCCGGCCUCUCGUCCGCCCAGCUGCUGAAGGUGCCGCUAAAGAGCGUGAGCAACGAGGAGUGCCAGGUGCACUACCAGGUGGAUCAGCUGGCCGAGGGACUGAAGGGCACGCAGAUGUGUGCCGGCGAUAUAAGCGGCGAGCGGGAUACGUGCCAGGGCGAUUCCGGCGGACCGCUGCUCAUGCAGGACGGACCACUGGGCUAUGUGGUGGGCAUCACGUCGCUGGGACAGGGAUGCGCCAGUGGGCCGCCGUCGGUGUACACCAGGGUCUCCAGUUUCGUCGACUGGAUCGAAGGCAUUGUGUGGCCGCCGCAGCAGGAGGCGGUUUCCUCGAAGCCCAUCGAGGCUACUGGUCCCGAUUUCGAUCUAAGAGCGAUGAUCUGAGCAUCUGAGAUUUUAUUUUCGAUAGAAGAAAAGCUUUGUGAAUAUACAAAACUUGGGCUUAACAGAAGGACAUUUAAGGAUGCAAGCUGGUAAUUGUAUUUUUUAGAAGAAGACAUUAUUUGUUUUAUAAAAUGUCUACUAUAACAAAU